Messenger RNA from Plasmodium malariae, 1146 nucleotides. Its product is annotated as ubiquitin specific protease, putative. The transcript has a single exon. Gene Ontology annotation, biological process: protein deubiquitination. The record is from RefSeq and is a predicted model, not a curated record. The coding region runs from base 1 to 1146 and encodes 381 amino acids. Lineage: Eukaryota; Apicomplexa; Aconoidasida; Haemosporida; Plasmodiidae. Gene Ontology annotation, molecular function: cysteine-type deubiquitinase activity.
AUGAAUUUAACGGAAAACAAUAUUUUUGACUUACUAUGUAUGAAAAAUUAUGAAUAUUACUCCAAACAUUAUGACUUUAAGAAUAUUGAAAGAAGACCGACGUCCUUCAAUAAUAACGGGAAUAUAUGUUACUGCAAUGCAUCAUUACAGCUACUUCUGUCUAUCAAGCCGUUGUGUAUAUAUCUAUUAAAAAAUUUCAAUAAAAUCUAUUAUAAUACAAAGUCUAAGUAUAAAGGAGAAAUUCUAAGAACACUAUUUGAUUUAGUACAAGAAUCAUAUGAUAUGCAUAAAAAUGAACUAUGUACAAAUAAACAUAUUAACAUAUUAAAAAAAAUAAGAAAAUAUAAUACAAAUAUAGUAAUUAAUGCACAAAAUGAUGCACACGAGUUCUUACUAAUGCUAUUAGACUACAUCAAUGUGGAGUGUAAUAGAUAUAUAAAUGUUCCUGAAAAUUUUGAUAUUAAAUUAGAUGAUAAAGACAAUAAAGAAAAGGCUGGUGAUAAAUAUUGGGUUAAAUAUUUGUAUAAGGAUAAUAGUAUAAUAACUGAUUUGUUAGGGUUUCAAAACAUUUGUAGUAUUACUUGUAUUAAUUGUGGUCAUACUAGAUAUAGUUUUGAAUUUUGUAUUGAUUUAGGUCUAGAAUUUGAAGAUGAACAUAUGAAAAGUACAACAUUAAUAGACUUGUUAAGAAAUAAUAUAAUGAAAAAUGAUGAUUUAUGCAAUCUCGAUUGUAAUAUUUGUAAAUUAAAAAAUAGCAGCCGCAUAAAAAAAGGAAUUUACAGAAUGCCAAAUUUAUAUAUGAUUAUUUAUAUAAAAAGAUUUAAAUGGACAUAUGAAUGUACAAAUUAUUAUAAUAAUAAAAUAAAAAAAAUAGACACUACUGUUUUAUUACCAUAUGAUGGGUUAAUUGAUUUUACUUCAUUUUUACAUAUGUCCAAUCAUGAGUCUUUAUUUAACUCUAAAUAUGUAAUUGAAAGCAUUAUUUGCCAUAGUGGGAAUAGUUACAAUGGUCAUUACACAGCAAUUGUUAAAUAUAAUGAUGGGUUCUACAAAUGUAAUGAUGAUAAAAUUAAAAAAUUAACCAAUCCUUACAAUCCUGAAAACAUUAGCGACAUCUAUUUAUUGCUACUCAAGAGGGUUCUAUGA